AUGGCCGACUUCAACGAAAUCGCAAAACAAUUCGUUCAGUUCUACUACCAGACAUUCGAUUCAGACCGAAAAUCCCUCGCAGCUCUCUACCGCGACAACUCCAUGCUUACCUUUGAAAGCGGAGCCACAGGAGGCACCGCCAACAUUAUCGAGAAGUUAACCAGUCUUCCAUUCCAAAAGGUUCAGCACCAGGUCGCAACGCUUGACGCCCAGCCCAGCAACGAACAGGGUGGUAUCCUUGUCCUCGUUACUGGCGCUCUUUUGGUCGACGAGGAACAAAAACCAAUGAACUACACCCAGUCAUUCCAGCUUCUGCCCGACGGCCAAAGCUACUUUGUCUACAACGACGUUUUCCGCCUAGUCUACGGCUAG
This is a messenger RNA of Talaromyces rugulosus, 372 nucleotides long. RefSeq lists its product as uncharacterized. The record is from RefSeq and is a predicted model, not a curated record. The transcript has 6 exons. NCBI's taxonomy places the organism in Eukaryota, Fungi, Ascomycota, Eurotiomycetes, Eurotiales, Trichocomaceae. Bases 1 to 372 code for a protein of 123 amino acids. Gene Ontology annotation, cellular component: nuclear pore central transport channel. Gene Ontology annotation, biological process: protein import into nucleus.